Molecule: messenger RNA, 1548 nt
Organism: Diorhabda carinulata
Lineage: Eukaryota; Metazoa; Arthropoda; Insecta; Coleoptera; Chrysomelidae
Product: pickpocket protein 28-like
Exons: 9
Coding region: 68-1456 (462 amino acids)
Biological process (GO): sodium ion transmembrane transport
Cellular component (GO): membrane
Molecular function (GO): ligand-gated sodium channel activity
Source: RefSeq, a predicted model, not a curated record
UCUUGAUUAGUUUUGUUUUUGAUAACUCGUAACCAGCUAGGAAAUUUUAUUCUAUAUAUUGUUUACCAUGACUAUAAUUCGUGAAUAUCGGCAAAAAAGAUCGCGAAAUAGAAAAAAGAUAUUUCUAGAUCAAGCCAGAUUAUUUUGCGAAAAUUCCACUUUACACGGCGUUAAAUAUAUCGCAGAAAGUGGUAGAAGUUACGCAGAGAGGUUUAUGUGGGUUAUAUGGAUAACUGCUGGAUUGGUUACUACUAUUAUAAUUAUUGUUAAUCUAUGGGAGAAAUUCCAAACGAAUCCAACAAUAACUGGAUUAGAUACAGAUUUUCACAAUUGGGAUGUCGCCUUUCCCGCUAUUACGAUUUGUCAAAAUAACCCAGCAAACGACGAAAGGAUAAAUGAUAUUAUUAAUAUCAAUCAGAACAGGUUUUUAAUACGAUUCUGUUUCAAAUUAAUUUCUAACAAAUGUGAAGAUAUAUUUGAUACUUGCCAUUGGAAAUCAACCACGUAUAAUUGUUGCGAUAUAUUUUAUCCGGUUUUUACGGAAAAUGGUUUUUGUUACACAUUCAACUCGAAACAUUACGAUAGAAAUCUCGUAACAACAUUUAUCAAACGUUACAUUCAACAAACAGAUUUAAACUGGUCGAUAAGAAUCACAGUUAAAUCUUUACAAUCGUUUUUUUCUAUCUAUAUAUUAAAUUCCGAUGAAAUAAUUGGUAUCGAUUCCAAACAGCAACACAUAUGGGAUUUCCGUAUAGAUACAAUUUUAUUUUCCGUAAAACAAACUUACACAACAUUGGAUACGUCUCAAUUGAAUAUAAAACAAAGGCACUGCGCUUUCUCAAACGAAGUUAAAAUAAAGAUAGAUGAUACUUAUUCUUACACUGCUUGUACAACAGAAUGUCGCAUGAAUAACGCAAUGAAAUUCUGUUCUUGUAUUCCAUUCUUUUACACUAUUGUAGAUGCGGGCUACAGACAUUGCAGAUUCGAUGAACUUAAUUGUAUAAGUAAAUAUUUAGAUGAAAUUGAGAACAUAGAUAAAUGUAAAUGUCACUUAGGUUGUUUACAUACGGUUUAUGAAAUAGAAAAACUAGAUAUGUUAAAGUCAAAUGAAGAAGAAAGUGCAACACUGGAAAGUAAGUUUGUAUCGUGGCCAAUGGUAAGGUAUAAAAGAGAAGUAUUAUUUGGUUGGGUUGAUCUGUUGGUUUCAUUUGGUGGCAUAGCCGGAUUAUUUUUAGGAUUCAGUCUCUUAUCCGCGGUAGAAUUAAUUUACUAUUUUACAUUGAGAUUUUACUGCAUGGCUCGAAUGAAACGUAAAUAUACAAACGUGGGAAACAGUCCAGUAAGAGUCAUGAAAAAAUUCAAAGAGAACUUUGUAGUGCCCAUUUCCAUAUAUGAUCGGCAAAGGCGUUUAUCGGACAUUGUUUUAUUCAACAUGGCUCAGAUUAAAAAGUAUUAAAUUUUAAAAAACAACCAUCAUCAAAACUUUUAUCAUAUUAUGUGUAACCACAUUCAAUAACUUAAAAUAAAAAGUAGUUUAUGUAUUUGCUA